Messenger RNA from Alosa sapidissima (American shad), 1177 nucleotides. Its product is annotated as endosialin-like. The coding region runs from base 1 to 1083 and encodes 360 amino acids. The record is from RefSeq and is a predicted model, not a curated record. The transcript is spliced from 4 exons. Lineage: Eukaryota; Metazoa; Chordata; Actinopteri; Clupeiformes; Clupeidae.
AUGUACGGGUGUGAGGCGUUUGGAAAAAUAGCUCCACAGUUUUACAACGAAUGCUUUGAAGCUUUGACAACUGGAUUCGUUGAUGGAGAAUAUAAGGAGGAGGAUGGUUUGUUACUGGAGGAGGGAAUUCGCUCACUGCAGGAUACACAAAGACGCCAAGACUGCACCAUCACUCUUACAGGGAAGCGAUGCCAUAAAGACGCUGACCAGCGCAAUGAUUUUAAGGUCAGGGACAGCGAUUGCAACCACAAGGUGCAGAUUACAAUGAAGGGAGAAUACUAUAAUGAGACACCAGACCGAGGUGACUCCAAAGAAGAUGAGGAAGAGGAGGUGAAAGAAAAUAGUGAAGAGAGGGAUGAGGAUGAAGAUGAUGAAGAAAGUGAGGAUGAGAGUGAUGAAGAAAGUGAAGAGGAUGGUUGGGAGGUUUGGGACAAGAGUUUGGAGAUGUAUGAUGAAGAGCUGGGAGAAGGCAUUGUCCCAGAUGCUCCAAUCAAGGGCCAUGCUUCAGCCGUUCCAGUCCAGGGUCUUCAUCAACCAUUGUAUGCCAAUCCUGCCCAAAAAGAGUAUGAAGAUGGCAACAGUAAAGAAAGAAAAGAGGAAGAGGGUAGAGAGGUGAGCACAUACAUGUACAAUGAAGCAGCAGCCUUGCGUUUUUUUCCAGAUCAGGGUCCGGCUCCAGCUUUCUAUCCCAAUCCAGCAUCAUAUCCUUCUACAGUUCAAGGUCAUGUUCCAGGCUUGUAUCCUUCUACAGGUCAAGGUCAUGUACCAGGCUUGUAUCCUUCUACAGGUCAAGGUCAUGUUCCAGGCUUAUAUCCUCCUACAGUUCAAGGUCAUGUUCCAGGCUUGUAUCCUCCUACAGUUCAAGGUCAUGCUCCAGGCUUGUAUCCUCCUACAGUUCAAGGUCAUGUUCCAGGCUUGUAUCCUCCUACAGUUCAAGAUCGUAUUUCAGCCUUGUAUCCUCCUACAGUUCAAGAUUGUAUUUCAGCCUUGUAUCCUCCUACAGUUAAAGGUCAUGUCCCAGCUUCAUAUCCCAAUCCAGCCCAGGAUCAUGCUCCAACAUUGCCUCCUGAAGAGAUUAACUAAUCUUUUCUUUUUUUAGCAUUUUCUUUCUUUCAGGUGGUGUUUAGAUGAAAACGAUGCAAAAGAUUUUUCUGCAUUUGACCCUGUCAAUUAGACG